Mollisia scopiformis is the source of this 2688-nucleotide messenger RNA. RefSeq lists its product as uncharacterized. The transcript is spliced from 3 exons. Bases 199 to 2445 code for a protein of 748 amino acids. Gene Ontology annotation, cellular component: nucleus. The record is from RefSeq and is a predicted model, not a curated record. Lineage: Eukaryota; Fungi; Ascomycota; Leotiomycetes; Helotiales; Mollisiaceae.
CAUCAAGAGUCUGCCAUCGUAUUUCCUCGGAAUAAUUCGCUUCCAGCUGUUGCUUUUAUAGCAGCUGUCCAUAUUGCUUUUGAUAGCCUCACAUUUCAAAACACAACUUCUUUACUGCAGUCUCAACCCAACCUGCUGCGGCUCUCCGAAACGCGUCCCCCACUACAAAUGACAACCACGCGAUAAGAGAUCAGCACAAUGCCAUCCAACCUCGAACGCAAGUCGCAGCGCAAACGACAGACACGACUCACGUUUGAUCCUGUUGAUCUCUCCUCCUCACCGUCCACGAUGUCUCCUGCAAAAGUCAGAUACCAGCUCGAUGGAGCAAAGCGAACACCUGCAUCUAGUGGGCAAGGUUCCGCAGAUGCGUUUGAGAGCGAUAAUGUACCACAUUCUUCGAAUAAAGAUGAUUUCAGUCCAGCGCCACGUAAGAAGACUGGAAAGCUGCCGUUCAAGCCGCUACCUACGCCUGCAAAGUCUUCCCAGCCGCAAGCUCAAGCUGAUGAUUCUUCUGACAGUCUAGAGAUCGAGGGUGGCCCCAAGCCGUCCACUUUCCGACAAACUCGAAGUGUUGCUAAAUUCAUGCCGACUUUUGAAAGCAAGAAGAAACAACGAUCGCUUGGAUAUGAUGGAGGAUACGAUUCUUCUGAGGGAUCCGAAGUCGAGGAUAUUACACCUACCAAGAAUAAAUCAUCAACAAAAAAGAAGACUACGGUUGUCAACCUGGUCUCAGAGAGUGAUGAUGCUCUGCCUGUCACUCCAAAGAGAAAGCCAGUCAAGAAGGGACCCUUUAGUUCCAGCCGUGCUACCCGAUCCUCCGACUCGAAUGGCAAGAGCCGUAGACAGAAAUCUGUAACACUUUCGGACUCUGAUGAUGAUGAACUUGUUCCAUUAUCGAAGAUUGGUUCAGCUCGCAAGGCUCUUCCUCACACCCCUGUCCUACCUCGACUGAGGACUAGUAGGAAGAAGGUUGUGGAUGAUAGCUCUGAGGAUGACCCGAUCAUAUCUUCACCAAAGCGUUCACAAAGACCCACAUACCAAGUCGAGCAAGAUGAUGAAGACGAAGAGGAUGAAGAUAUUCAACCAUCACCUAUCAAGCGUUAUAGACGACCUGUUGUAGAAGAUGAUGUUGACGAAGAGCCUGUCAUCUCACCACUCAAGCGUCCACGGCCUACUGUUGAGUCUACUGCCUCCCCGGAUGAUGAUAUCUCACCAACCAAGCGAAGACGUCAAGGCAAUCAGAGAAAUGUUGACAGUAAGCGAGGUGAACCUUCAAGUUCACACAGAUCUUCUCGAGGACGAAGUUCAAAUUCAGAGAGUACUACACCACAGCGGAUAACUCGCCAGCAGAAUACAAAGAGAAAGCAUCGCACUGCCAAAGAGAAGCAGAUGGAAUUACUCAAACGUAGGCGUAACGGAGACAAUAGCGAAUUGACGGAUUCUGAGUCGGAAUCUGAGUCAGAUGGCGAAGAAGAGUUCCAGCAACUCGAAGAAUUUGAUGACGAGGAGAUAGAGGAAGCACCCGUCCGACCAUCCAGACGUCCACGAGCGAAUCAGACCGGAGAUGCUGCCGAUUCGGAUAAUUUCAUUACAGAUGAUGAAGAUGGCGACAUUGGCGUGCCAGGAUUGAGUGCUAUCCCAUUGGAGUUUACGCAUCACGCUCAUAAACAACUCAAAGACCACUUCAAAGAUGCCGUUGAAUGGAUGGUUCACAACAAGAUCAACCCUGCUUUUGCUCGAGAUGAUCCAAUCUACAGACAAGCAUUCAAGAAGCUGAAUGAUGAGUGCUCAGGACUGGCAAAGAGCAAAUUUGCAAGUUCGCAGUGGACCAAGGAGUUUACCAGAGCCGUGUACGCUCGCCCUUUGCUAGAAGAGCAUGUCUUAAUACCUGGUGAAGGCUUUGAUAUGGCAAGUGGUCUGCCAAUCUGCCACGCUUGCAAUCACCGAAAGCACAAGCCUUCUGUUGCACUUAUCUUCAAUGGAAAGGCAUAUGACAAAGUCACUCUGGAGGAAAUAGACCAAGGCAGCAGUGAUUCGGAUAAAUCCAAGUCAGCUCAAGACUCUGAAGACUCGGAUGAUCCUCAAGCCGCAGAUGAUAAAUGCACAAGUGUCAACAGCCAAGAUCAAGAUAUUCCUCCAGCGACGAGACGUUAUGCAGUUGGCCCGGUCUGCAAGACAAAUGCCCAACAAACUCACACACUUGUUCACUGGAAAUACAACCUUAAUCAAUGGGUCAUCUCGGCUCUAGAAGCUGAAGGUGAGCUCACACCGGCAAAGCUCGCUGAGCGUGACGACAUGAACGCGAAGAAGAGAACCAAGUACACCAAUGGGGUUGUGGAUAGAUGGGAAGAAAUGAAUCAGAUCAAGCAGCUCUGGCAUGAUUACAAGCUCGUGACCAGCACCGCUAGAGAGAUGAAGGAGAAGGGCAGAGGUGGCUGGCAAUGAAUGAUUGUGAAGGAGACCACGCGAAGAGAAGAGGCAUUAUGGUAAUGGAGGUUUGUGAUUAAGAUGUUGGAUUAUGUAUGAUUCUUUUGGACCUUGACUUCGUGUCCGGGUCUCCUUCAGUGGGGUACGUACUCCUUGACUUGUUUUGCGUAGGGAAAAGUUCUGUGCAAGUAUAGGAUGGGGGAGUCUGGAGUUCUGCCAUAGUGACUGGAAUUUAACCUAGGCGUGGAGACAACGGCCGUC